AAACAAAUAGAAAGAGUUUGGGGGAGGAUCACAGAUCUGUGUCUGAGACUGAGCUGAAAGAACAAAUUUGCAUAUAUACACACAUAAAAAUCUCCUUCCUUCGUUCUACAGAAAGGAAACGAAGAUGAUGUCCAGCAAUUACACCGCAAUUGAUAGUCAGAAUGUUUCAGGAUCCGUUCCUGCAGCUGCAGAUCCACCUGGUCAAGUUGCCGUCAAAUUCACUGAGUCGAAUUUGCAGACAUUUCCACCUUCCAGUUCCCAGGGGAAAAUCUCUGGUGCUUCUGGACCUCCACGUGAUGCUGAUGAUUCAUUCUCUAAACCAGUAUCUGGUUCUGAUGAGCCCCAGCAGAGUGGUUGGUUUCGCGCUUUCACUAUUGCUGCUUAUAAGCCCUAUUUUGAUGUUGAUACCUCGGAUGUUCUUGAAAGGAUAAAAGAUUCACUCCUUCCUUUCACGGGGUCCUUUUCGGAGAAGACUGCCGAUAAGCCAGACUUGUAUGGCCCGUUCUGGAUAUGCAGUACCUUGGUUUUCGUUGCGGCUUCCAUUGGUACAUUUAUCACCUAUAUAGCACACAAGCUACAGAACAAGGAGUGGAACUAUGACAUCAACCUUGUCACUUGGUCCGCGGGAUUAUUCUAUGGUUAUUCCACUAUAGUUCCUCUUUGCUUGUUUCUAGUCCUCAAGUACUUCUCUGCCCCAUCUGGCCUCGUUCAGCUGCUGUGCCUUUAUGGCUAUUCCCUUUUUGUCUUCAUUCCAGCAUUGUGUCUGUCUCUUGUUCCCUGGGAGAUAGUGAGAUGGGUGGUUGCUGGUGUAGCUGGCUUCAUGUCUGCCACAUUUGUUGCUCUUAAUCUGAAACACCACAUAGCAUCGGCUGGCGAAAGGUGGUUCCUCAUUGUGGCUGCUAUCUUCCUGUUGCAACUUGCUCUUGCUUUGGUACUGAGGGUUUACUUAUUCAACGUUACAGUAUAGCUAUGAAACUAUUGAAAUGUAUCUAGGAUCGGUUUGAAUUAUGUCAUAUUAAUCACAGAGAGAGCACACUGUUCUUCGUAUCAACUUGACUGGAAGUGUGGCUUGGUCAUUGAAACGGAACCGUAUUCAUUCAUUUUUGACAAUAUACAAUAAUAUAGUUUCACUUUCA
Molecule: messenger RNA, 1136 nt
Organism: Solanum verrucosum
Lineage: Eukaryota; Viridiplantae; Streptophyta; Magnoliopsida; Solanales; Solanaceae
Exons: 6
Coding region: 125-967 (280 amino acids)
Biological process (GO): vesicle-mediated transport
Cellular component (GO): Golgi apparatus; membrane
Molecular function (GO): small GTPase binding
Source: RefSeq, a predicted model, not a curated record